This is a messenger RNA of Thunnus maccoyii (southern bluefin tuna), 1147 nucleotides long. Its product is annotated as G-protein coupled receptor 4-like. Lineage: Eukaryota; Metazoa; Chordata; Actinopteri; Scombriformes; Scombridae. Gene Ontology annotation, molecular function: G protein-coupled receptor activity. The record is from RefSeq and is a predicted model, not a curated record. The transcript has a single exon. Gene Ontology annotation, biological process: G1/S transition of mitotic cell cycle; negative regulation of G2/M transition of mitotic cell cycle; G protein-coupled receptor signaling pathway. Gene Ontology annotation, cellular component: membrane. Bases 1 to 1038 code for a protein of 345 amino acids.
AUGAAUGCCACAACCACAUCAACAGCAACAAUCCUAAACUCAACUCAGUGUGUUGAUAUUGGUGCAAGUGCCAUUAGUGACCUCCUGAUGGCUGUUUACAUCCUGGCUUUUAUCUUUGGUUUGAUCUUCAAUGUGCUGAUGCUGGGUCCCAUUUUUCAACAAGUGCAGAGGCAAAACGUUAAGGGCAUCUUCCUGCUAAACCUGUCCCUCUCAGACAUGCUUUACCUCUUCACCAUACCUCUUUGGAUCAAUUAUUACCGACAGGACCAUCACUGGAACCUAGGUGUUACGAGCUGCAGUGUAGCCGGCUUCUUCUACUACUCCAACAUGUAUAUCAGCAUCUACCUGCUCUGCUGUAUCUCUGUGGACCACUGUCUGGUGGUCAUGUACCCGCUCCGCUCCAAAACCCACCGUACAUCAUGCUAUGCCUGGGCACAGUGCACCAUUGUUCAUGUUGUAGUGGCUGUGCUGCACAUCAUGGUGCUGAUCAAUGACAAUCUCACAGACGCCUAUGAUGAGGAAAACGACAAUGACCGUUGUUAUGAGACCUAUCCCAUGCAGAGGCCUGUUGCCUUGUUCAACCUGCUCCGAGUGGGCUUUGGCUUUCUGCUGCCCCUGCUGGUGUUGACUGUCAGCUACUGGAGGAUGCUAGUCACUGUAGGCCAAAGUCCCGGCCUGAAUGCCCAGGCUAAGAGGAAGGUCCGCAUGCUGUCUUUUGGGGUAAUUGGCAUCUUCUCAAUUUGCUACGCUCCAUAUCACAUUAUCCUGCUCGCACGCUCACUAGUCUUCUACCAGAGUGACAACACCCAACCUGAUGGAAGUUACUGCCAGUUUGAACAGAAGAUGCAUUUCUUCUUCUCAUGCACACUGGCACUGUCCAGUCUGAACUGUGUGGUGGACCCUGUGUUGUAUGUAUUUGUCAGUAAUGGAGUCCAAAAGGAGGUGAAUCUCUGCUGGAGGAGGAAUACAAGGACGCAGAGAGAGGACUAUGCUCUAUCUACAUAUAGCAGAGGAAAGCCUAAUAGCAAUUUAAUAUGAAAAGUAAGCUGUAUACGUGAUAUGUGGGUAGAAAAAUCCACCUGUGCACUUGUAUGCGUGUGUAUGUGUGUGUGUGUGUGGAUGUGCAUACAUAUGAUUAUGCAUAAUA